CCGCUGACCUCCCGGAAAAUGACCCGGUCUUGCGAGCCGCGCAGGGCACCUGCCCGCCCCCCCGAGAGUCCCCUUUCUUCGUGGCGCUUCGUGGGCAUCGCUGUGGUGACCCUGGUGCUGCAGUUCCCCGCGUCCUUGGGUGACUGUGGUAAACCACCAGUGUUUCAAUCUAUGAAGUUAAAGGGUACGCUUAAACCUUCUUAUGCACCUGGGGAGAAGAUUUAUUUUGAAUGUAAUCCAGCAUAUUAUUAUUCUUAUUUUUAUGGCCUCAGCACCUAUUGUGAGAAAAAUAACACGUGGCACCCCAUUGACGAAGCUUGUUACAGAAAACAAUGUCCAGUUCCUAAGGUUCCUAAUGGUGAAGUAUAUGAACAAUUUGAACCAAAUACGGGCUUUCAAUUUGGUAAAAACGCUUACUUUUAUUGCAACUAUGGUUAUUACUUAAAAGGUGAAGCAGUUAUAACUUGUGAACUUUCUGGAGACACAGUGUAUUGGGGCAGUGAUAUCCCAACAUGUGAAAAGAUUUUGUGUAAAGCACCUGCAGAUAUAGUUAAUGGAAAACGCACAAAUAACUGGAGGACUGAAUUUGAAUUUAAUGAAGUAGUGAGUUUUACUUGUGACCCUUCAAAUGGAUCUCAGGAGUUUUCACUUGUUGGAGAGAAAAAGCUUACUUGUUCUGGGCCUGAGGAAUGGAGUAGUGACCCUCCUCAAUGUAAAGUGGUACUGUGUGAACCGCCAGUGCUCAAAUAUGGAAAACCAUUGUCGGAAAUGAAAGAAAAAUUUUUCUACAAAGAUGAGGUUGCAUUUCAAUGCCUGAAGGGUUUCUACCUUAAUGGCAGCAACCCGGUGUUCUGUGGUGGAAACAGUACUUGGGAGCCUGAGAUGCCCACAUGUAUUAAAGGUUUCAAGCCUACUCAUCCAACCAAACCUCCAGUUUCAAAAUAUCCAGGAUAUCCCAAGCCUCUUGAAUCACCACCAAUUCAUGAGCUUUUUGAAAUAGAUCCAGGAGUCAUUGCUCUAAUUAUUCUUACUAUACGUAAGUAUCUCAAACUUGAAUACCACUUAAAAUAUUACUGUGAAUUGCAUUCUUUUCUAAUGACUUUGUAGUUUAGUCUCUAAUGUUUAUAGCUAGAAAUUAAGCAAACCACUGUAGAAAAAAAAUGGCCUUUCAUAUGAUAUGCACGUUUUGCAGGUGACUGUACAUUCAUUUAUAUUCUGUAUGUCCAUUUAAUAACCAUAAAUUAUUUUUUAAAGAUAAUUAGUUAUAUGACUUUUAAUCUCAGGUGUUCUUCAGGUAAUUUAAAAGGACACUUUUCUGAUUUACUGUGGACUAUUUAAGUGAUUCCAGGGAAUUGCAUUUAGGUAGGGAAGAGUCCAGAUGGACUAUGAAUGUAUAUGUGCUUAAUUAUAUUUCUACUGUCGGCUACAUUUCAGUGGUCAAUUUCUUUUGCUAGAAUUUGAAUCUUAGAAAUUAUUUUUGCGAGUUACAUGCCAUUUGUAUUUGUUCUCUGGUUUCUUAUAGUUGUUGGCCUUGCAGUAAUUUGCACCUGUGUGUACAAAUGUCUUCGCAAAG
Molecule: messenger RNA, 1573 nt
Organism: Pipistrellus kuhlii (Kuhl's pipistrelle)
Lineage: Eukaryota; Metazoa; Chordata; Mammalia; Chiroptera; Vespertilionidae
Product: membrane cofactor protein
Exons: 9
Coding region: 19-1107 (362 amino acids)
Biological process (GO): negative regulation of complement activation, classical pathway
Cellular component (GO): cell surface
Source: RefSeq, a predicted model, not a curated record